AUGCCUUGUGCUUACAUCUGUAAGUCUUCUAUGGUUGAAGAAAGUGUCUGUACGAACAGCGGGGGGCUCUCCCAUGAGUUGCAGCUAUGCCCAUUGCAGGACCUUCAGGUCUCCUUGGACGUAGUCUGCCCAAGCUCAGUGGACUGCUGUGCAGAGAGUGCAGUCGCUCUUCACCUGUUACGCUUUCUCCUGAAGAAGGCACGUUGCGGGAGCACUUCAAGCCCUACACUAGUGGAAAGCGCCAUCGGCAGAACGCAGUCCACUGAAUUCUCACGAAAGAAGCCGCUUCCACAGGAUGCCCGUGGAGAGCGGCGCAGGCGGCCUCCGUUCUGUCGGCACGUGCGAGCUGGCCCCUUCGACACACACGUUCUGCGCCUUGUACGAGGCAGAGGGGUCCUGAUGGGAUAA
Messenger RNA from Giardia duodenalis, 408 nucleotides. RefSeq lists its product as uncharacterized. The record is from RefSeq and is a predicted model, not a curated record. The coding region runs from base 1 to 408 and encodes 135 amino acids. The transcript has a single exon. Lineage: Eukaryota; Fornicata; Diplomonadida; Hexamitidae.